Messenger RNA from Strongylocentrotus purpuratus (purple sea urchin), 1778 nucleotides. Its product is annotated as BET1-like protein. Gene Ontology annotation, cellular component: SNARE complex; Golgi trans cisterna. Gene Ontology annotation, biological process: regulation of retrograde vesicle-mediated transport, Golgi to ER; retrograde transport, endosome to Golgi. Gene Ontology annotation, molecular function: SNAP receptor activity. Bases 80 to 442 code for a protein of 120 amino acids. The transcript is spliced from 4 exons. Lineage: Eukaryota; Metazoa; Echinodermata; Echinoidea; Camarodonta; Strongylocentrotidae. The record is from RefSeq and is a predicted model, not a curated record.
CGAGAAGUUUUACGUGGAAGUGAAAACGUAAACAACGCGACGAGACAGCUUUCAAGUUGACCAUUAAUUGUUCGCGGAAAUGUCUGACUGGGAUUGGAAUUCUCGAAAAGCUGGUGGACAAGGUGGUGGCAAGAUGAGUACAGAAGACAUGCUAGAGGGCGAGAAUGACCGGAUGACCCUUGGUCUAGCGGCCAAGGUCUCCACAUUAAAAUCUAUUGCUAAGGAUAUGGAGAAUGAGGCAAACGACCAAAAUGUGUAUUUAGAUGGAAUGCACGAUGAUUUCUCCAGCUCUGAAGGCCUCCUCAGUGGCACGGUCAAGCGACUGGACGGUAUGUUCUCCUCGGGCCGCGGCAAUCGCAAACUCAUGUGCUACAUGAUCCUUGGACUCGUUAUAUUCUUUGUAUUUGCAUAUCUAUUGUUAUCAAGAGUAACGGGUCACUGACAACUGCUUUACAUGGAUUGUGUAGUGGACACUGGAAAAAAAGACAAUCGUUGCACGUUGGUGGUCAAUUUGGGUUGGAUGCCGAUGAGGCGUGAAUUUAACACAGGCUCACCAUCAAGUGACAAAGUUACUCAGAUUUAGUGCUAAUUGCAGCUACUGCCAGCUAGCAUUCUUCAGUGUCUUCGAUCAGCCUCUGUUCCCUCACUCAAUGAUAACAUACACGAUUCACUGUCUUUAGAAGGCUCUUUAAAGCCCACUGUACUACUUAUAGCUACUUGCGCCCUCUAUAUAGCAAACAAUGCCCAGUCGGUGACCAUUGGUCCCCCAUGAUCCCCUUUUUCUUAAGUUAAUUGAGAGCUGAUUUGAUGGGAUAACCACCUGUCAGUGACAUUGCAGGGAGGUCUACUCCCCCUGGCCAAACCAGUACAGACGGGCUUUAAUAGAUGCUCCUCAGCCUUCAUCUCUUACAUUCUCCCUGAUAAGGGACCCACCUCGUAGCUGUUUUUUAGUGGCGUUUAUCUGGAAGUCCAGCUAGCAUGAUGUAUAAGAUGUAAGGCUGUAACUCUCAUCAGUGAGACUUGACCAUCAUGAAUUGAUGGCCUGUGAAUGGAUGCUGAUGCACUGACCAUUCAGACGAGACUGUGAUCAAAGCUUCAGAGGUUUUCGGCCCACUCUGGACGAAGGAUGUCCCAGCUCAAAUGUACAUAUUUAACUCAAAUGCCCUGUUGGAAGUGAAAAAUGAAAUACAGUGUAGAUAAAUUAUGUAUGUUAACAGAAAGCUUAUAAAAUAUAAGCCAUAGAUGGCAAUGAUAUUAAUUGUAUGCUAUUUAAGGGUCUGUCAGAGUUCUAAGUCUUCUUCUUCAAGGUUCAAGCUCUAUGAGCUUUAAAAGCUUCUAGAAGAAAUUCUCUUCUCUCUCUCUGUCUCUCUCUCUCUCUCUCUGUCUCUCUCUCUUUCUCCCUCUUCCUGUCCACUCCUUUUGUUUGGUUUUCUUCUUUAUCUUUUAUUCCUCCCCCUCUCUCACCUUUUCUCAGACUUGCAAUUAUAAGUUUGUUCAACUAUGAGCAGGCGCGGAUCCAGGAUUUUGUAAAAGAGGGGUCCAACAAAAAAAGGUAUUCACCUUCAUAAAAAGGGUGCAUAUAAUUAUUGGGACUUGUGCAUGUACUUUCGCAGAAAGAGUGUGUAGAAUCUAUAGAUCUCUAUAUUAUCUUACAUUUAUACUUCAUUUGCAUGAACCAAUUACUUUGACAUGGCUAUUAUCUGUAUUUUGUCAAGCUUUGCUGUAUUAAAGGCAUCGUUUAACAAUGUUAAAUCUGAGAUGCACGGUUCUACAUGUUA